ACUAUUCAUGAGAGGGCGGGCCGAGCCGGGCUGCCUUUGUUAACCAGAGGGCGCGGCCACUGGGGUUUUCGCUGCGGGCUUCGCUGAGCGGUACUUGGUUACCGGAUUCGAGUCGAGAUGUCCUACAUCCCGGGCCAGCCAGUCACUGCCGUAGUGCAAAGAGUUGAAAUUCACAAGCUUCGUCAAGGUGAGAACUUAAUUCUUGGCUUCAGCAUUGGAGGUGGGAUUGACCAGGAUCCCUCUCAGAAUCCUUUCUCAGAAGAUAAGACAGACAAGGGCAUUUACGUCACACGGGUAUCCGAAGGAGGCCCUGCUGAAAUUGCUGGGCUGCAGAUUGGAGACAAGAUCAUGCAGGUGAACGGUUGGGACAUGACCAUGGUCACACAUGACCAGGCCCGGAAGCGGCUCACCAAGCGCUCAGAGGAGGUGGUGCGCCUGCUGGUCACACGGCAGUCACUGCAGAAGGCUGUGCAGCAGUCCAUGUUGUCCUAGCAGCCCGCCGAGGUUCCAACUCGUGCCAGCCCGCCUCUGUACAGUGACACUACUUCCACACUGUCUGCGCCUCAUCCUGACUUCUGCUGAGUGCUGGGCUCCUACUCAGAAGGGCAAGAGCUGGUCCCAGAGGUCUGACCUGGCCUUCCUUCACCUUGCCUACCAGUGGCCUGAGGCUCUGGGAUCAGCUGUCUCCCUUGGACACCGGAUUGGAAAUAAUAGCCUGAGGCUGAGUAGUCAGUCUGUAGUGACCACAGGCUUGGCCUCUAGACCCUGCUGCCUGGUGUCAUCAGUGCUCAGGCGAGCAGUGGGCCCCACCACAAAGCUGGAAAAUGCCAGGGGGUGUCAGCCUUUCCCACACUUUGCCCUGCCUGCAGGGCUCAGCCUUGCCCUCGUGUCUCAGCUCCAAAGUGCCUGUGUCCCCUGCUUUUCUCUGUGUUGCCCAGCAGGGACUUGACACAAUGCCAGAGGCACUAUGAAAGUUCACCCAGAUGGAAGGCAGGCAGGCUCACGGUUCACCCAUUGCACCCCCACUCUCCUAAGGGGUGCUGGUAUCCCCAGGGUUUAUCUGCUUACAGGAUUUAGAUGAGGUUCAAGGCUGACAUUUUAGGGCAGUUCUCAGGAUUGCCAUUUUCCUCCUUGCCUGUGGGUUUAACUUUUGUAUUUUUUAAUCACAACUUUGAUACAAAGCAUUUUUAUCUUACUAUUUGGAGAUGCCAAUUCUACUUUUGAAUUUAGCUUACUAAUUCACAUCUGGGACAACUCUUAGGAAGUCAACAAACCUUACUUUGGUUACUGUGGAUUUGGGGCAGUAUGACACUGCCUGACACCCAACAUCUUGUGCCCAAUAAACAGCGCUGGAACACACAGGGGAUCUUUGCUGAGGCAUGGGAUUGGGCGUUUUGGGAUGGAUUAUGAAGAAUUUUGGCUGUAAGGCUGCUGACCUGGCCCCAGCUGCUCUGGGAUGAAGCCCCACUAUUCCUAAGCUCACCUGACACUGCUUGGUCAGGCCACAUUAUGGGACUAUGUGGGAGCCUGGCAGUGCAGCAGGGAGCCCCCAACUUCCCUUGAGAACCUGGUCUUAGCUCCAACCAUGGGGUGGGGGGGUCUCUUGAACACCAAAAGACUCAUGGGAGAAAUAUACCCCCGCCCCAGCUCCUCACUCCCCUAAGAUUCUUAAGAGCACUCAGUCCAUCACAGCCAGGGAUGUAACCUCAAAUAUUUCCAAGGUCUGCCAUCUGACAAGAUAGGGUGAGCUGAAGAGCUCUGGGGUCUCUGCCUGGCCUACCAUUGGUUGGACUACCAGCUCUGAGAAUUGUUGCCACUCAUGGACCUACUGCCAAAUCAGAUUUUCAUUUUCUUGUCAGAUUUUUGAAAUAUUCCAUUUUUUAAAAUGUGACAUCUGGUAACACACUGGGUGGUGCAAAUAAAACAGGUGUGUGCAUUUGG
This is a messenger RNA of Pteropus alecto (black flying fox), 1941 nucleotides long. RefSeq names its product Tax1 binding protein 3 (gene TAX1BP3). The transcript is spliced from 4 exons. NCBI's taxonomy places the organism in Eukaryota, Metazoa, Chordata, Mammalia, Chiroptera, Pteropodidae. Bases 118 to 492 code for a protein of 124 amino acids. Gene Ontology annotation, biological process: neurotransmitter receptor transport, endosome to postsynaptic membrane; neurotransmitter receptor transport postsynaptic membrane to endosome. Gene Ontology annotation, cellular component: adherens junction; postsynaptic density; postsynaptic membrane. The record is from RefSeq and is a predicted model, not a curated record. Gene Ontology annotation, molecular function: protein binding.